Pelobates fuscus (common spadefoot toad) is the source of this 1177-nucleotide messenger RNA. It is a transcript of the gene HIGD1A, whose product is annotated as HIG1 hypoxia inducible domain family member 1A. Gene Ontology annotation, cellular component: mitochondrion. Gene Ontology annotation, biological process: negative regulation of apoptotic process; mitochondrial respirasome assembly. The transcript has 4 exons. The coding region runs from base 218 to 520 and encodes 100 amino acids. NCBI's taxonomy places the organism in Eukaryota, Metazoa, Chordata, Amphibia, Anura, Pelobatidae. The record is from RefSeq and is a predicted model, not a curated record.
CAGCAGGCCGCGGGUCAUGCCGGGAGAUGUAGUCUGGGCCUGGGCCACCCUGUAGGCCGGAGUUCGGGUGACGGGGUGAGUGUCCCCGCGUGGCUGUGACCGCGGAGCCUCCAGGCGGGGAGCAGGACAUCGCUGGGGGCGCGGGGUCUCCCAGUGAAGGUCACCAUGGACUCCCGGGUAACCUUGGUGACGCGCUGACCCCGCCCCGUGACGUCACAUGCCGGCCGACAAAAUGGCCUCCAGCUCCGGAGAUGUUCUGCCGACCUUUGAACAAGCUGAUGGACAGGGUUCAAAGUUGGUGAGAAAAGCCAAAGAAUCUCCAUUUGUUCCAGUGGGGAUUGCCGGUUGCCUUGCAGUUGUAGGUUAUGGGAUAUACAAACUGAGGAACAGAGGUGACACAAAAAUGUCCGUACAUCUUAUUCACAUGCGUGUUGGUGCACAGGGGUUCGUUGUCGGAGCAAUGACCUGUGGUGUGUUGUACUCCAUGUACCGUGAAUAUCUGGCAAAACCCAAAGAGUAAAAGGAAGACCAUUGGAAAUGCCAACCAGGACCUCACAUUGGGGUGUCACUUUAUUUUACUGCAUAAAGAAUAUUUUCUGAGAAUGAGCUGCACUACAUUGCAGAGCACUCUGGGACUCUAGGAGUUAACUUUUAAUUUUGGUUUCAUGAUGCAAAGACACGUUUUAUUGUGAGUUCUGCAGCAUAUACAGUACACAAAUAGAAAUGUUUAUUUUGAAACUUUUUAUUAAAUUAUUUUGAAAUGGUGGGUUUUUGUGUUUUUUGUAUAGUUCUGUAACCCAUCCAGCAUAGGCAGACAAUUGUAAAAUUUUCCACCGUGAUACUAGACCUCUCCAUUCACGCUGCACUCUGGCAUGAAGGGGGAAAUACACUUUGUAACAGUGAUACUCAAUCUGUGUGCUAAUCACUGGCAGCAGGAAAGCCUUUUCUCUCAUUGCAGCAGUGUGUUUUUCGUUUAACUUAUUUUAAUCUUUGUCUCCAUUAGAUGGGAUUGUUAUUAAAUAUCCUUCAUUCUGCACAAAUACAAAAGUCUGAUCUAGUUACACACUUCAAAGUCUGUAGUAUCCUCAAUCCUUUUUAUCUACAUUCCGAUGUGUGUUCCCGUAGUUUGCUGGCAAUGUAUUCUGUAAAAUAAAAUAUUAUUUGCAGUUAUCUUGAA